Molecule: messenger RNA, 1749 nt
Organism: Fusarium keratoplasticum
Lineage: Eukaryota; Fungi; Ascomycota; Sordariomycetes; Hypocreales; Nectriaceae
Exons: 1
Coding region: 1-1749 (582 amino acids)
Biological process (GO): rRNA processing
Cellular component (GO): Pwp2p-containing subcomplex of 90S preribosome; small-subunit processome
Molecular function (GO): protein binding
Source: RefSeq, a predicted model, not a curated record
AUGGCGCCGCCGCAAGACGAAGACAUGCAGGACCUCACGUCCUCUGAGAGCGAGGAUCAGUUCGACUCGGAAGAUGAGGUUCCAAAGCAAAAACCGACCGUCGCCCUCUACGACAAGGACUCGGACGAGGAGGAGCUGGAGCGACUAGUCCUCGGCAACAAGGCGAGCUUCCGGGCGCAAUUGUUCAAGGAUGACUGGCUUUUCGACUCCAGCAAAGAAGCAGAGGGCAAAGAGCUUGAGCUUGUGGGGCAGGACACUGCUGGGCUGGAGGAUGUCGACGAUGCGGAUCUUUUCAUGCUCGACACGGGCUCCGGGCCAGCUGCAGGCGCUGAAGUCACCAAGUCUACGAAGCCUGUAGAUGGCAACGCCCCCGCUUGGGAAGAUAGCGACGACGAACGAUUGGUCAUCUCUCUCGCCGGAGCCACGCGCCUACGAAAGCUGCGAUUAACGGAGGCCGAAGACCUCGUCAGCGGAACCGAGUACAGCAGAAGAUUGCGACAGCAGUACCUCCGACUGAACCCAGCGCCGGCAUGGGCCCGCGAAGCAGACGGACGACCUAGCAAGAGGAGACGACGGUCCUCUGCCGCUUCCGAUUCUUCAGAUGCCGAUAGCGAUUCCGACUCUGAGAUCUCUGCCCAGCCCCUCGAGAAGUUUCUCCGCGACGUCAACCGCCUGGCUGGAGCUGGAUCGACAAAGAAGCGACGACUACGACCCGAAGUUAUCGACAUCCAGAGGACGAGAGAGAUUCCAGACCAGCACAAGGCCCCUGUUACCUCCCUCUCCUUCCACCCAGAGUACCCAGUCCUCCUGUCGUCAAGCACAGCAUCUGUUCUGUACCUUCACCACAUCGCACCCUCUGCGCAUCCCACGCCUAAUCCCCAGUUGAUGUCGGUACAAGUCAAGCAGGUUGACGUGCGAAGGGCCGAGUUCAUGUAUCCCAAGGGCGACAGGGUGUUUUUCGCUGGACGACGGAAAUACUUCCACCACUGGGACCUGCAGUCGGGCACGGUGCAAAAGACGACGCAGAUUCUCGGCCACCGACUGGAGCACAAGACCAUGGAACGAUUCAAGCUCAGCCCUUGCGGUAGAUAUAUGGCGAUUGUGGCUUCCACCAAGAAGGGCGGUGGUAUCAUCAACGUCAUCAGCACGACAUCAAUGCAGUGGAUCGCCGCUGCCAGACUCUCGAGUGUCAACGGCAUUGCUGAUUUUGCUUGGUGGAGCACUGGGGACGGAAUGACCAUCCUGGGCAAGGACGGACAGGUUGGCGAGUACAGCAUGGAAAGCCGUUCUUUCGUGGGUGUCUGGAACGACGAGGGUUGUGUUGGCGGUAUCGUCCUGGCUCUCGGCGGCCACCAAGGCCCGACGAAUCUGGGCGAGGAUCGUUGGGUUGCCAUCGGUUCCAACAGUGGCAUCACAAACAUCUACGACCGAACCGAGCUUAUCGUUCCCAACGCAGAGGAUCUUACCAUCAAGGAACGGCCGACACCCACCCGAGUCUUUGAGCAGCUCGUCACCCCCAUCACACACAUCGCCUUCUCCCCUGAUGGCCAGCUCAUGGCCUUUGGAAGCCAACACAAGAAGGACGCGCUACGACUGGUGCAUCUGCCGAGCUGCACAGUCUACCGUAACUGGCCCACGGAGCAGACACCUCUUGGUAGAAUCUCAGCGGUUGCUUUUGGACGACAGAGUGAUUUGCUGGCGGUUGGGAACGACACGGGUAAAAUUCGAUUGUGGGAGAUUAGGAGUUAG